Molecule: messenger RNA, 2957 nt
Organism: Chilo suppressalis (striped riceborer)
Lineage: Eukaryota; Metazoa; Arthropoda; Insecta; Lepidoptera; Crambidae
Source: the annotation of a GenBank genome assembly
AACGUCAUUGUCGUGUUACUGUACUGUUACUGUGGUUUCUUUCGUCCGACUAAAAUAUAAUUAAAAACUCUUAUAUCUUGAAGUUUCCGUUUAUUGGUUUUCUUGACUAAAUUAAUGCUGGACGUCGGAUUUGUGAAAGCAGAAACAACAAAACUCUUUGACUUAGCAGGCACAAUUGCUCCCUGGAGAAAAUGUACUUGUAUCUCAGCUAGCUGCCAGCCCUAGUGGCAAUCAUAUGGCAGUAGGCUAUAUCGAUGGAAAUAUCAAUGUAUUUGAACUAACAAACAAUGAAAUCGUCUGUGUAUUUGCUGGACACAAAUCAUCGGUUACUUGUUUGCAGUAUGAUGAACAAGGCCACAGAUUAGUUUCUGGGUCAAAGGACACUGAAGUAAUUCUCUGGGAUGUGGUCUCUGAGACAGGUUUGGCUCGGUUUAGUGGGCACAAGGGGGUUGUGACCAGUUUACUUUUUGUUAAUGGCAAGAACUGUGUCAUAAGUUCAUCCAAAGACACCUUUGUAAAAUUUUGGGAUAUUGAAACAAAACACUGUUUCAAAACAUUAGGUGGCCACCAAAUGGAGGUUUGGGCAGCGGUUCUCCUGAAGGAGGAGAGGUACUUAGUAACAGGUAGUAUGGAUCAAGAACUAAGGGUGUGGAAGCUCAACUGGACUACUGACACGAAAGAUGAAGACAAAAUAACUCAACAGUUAGAAAUUGUCAAACUAGAAGAAACAGAUGACUUAGAAGAUUCAUCUAUUUUACAGUGUCAUCAAGUAGGUACCCUUAUAAGAGGAGGUAAGGGCCGUGUUGUAGGCCUUCAUACUGACCCAGGGCAGACUGUGCUAGCAUGCUAUGGUACAGAUUCUUUGCUAGAACUUUUUGCUUUCUGUACUGAUGAAGAAGCUAAAGCAAGAAUGAAUAAAAGAAUAAAGAAGCAAAGGAAGAAAAAUGCAAAACUUAAGGAGAGCAGUGAAGUUGACAUUGAGAUUGUAGAAGUAGCAGAACUUUUGACCCUCACAGAUGAAGUCAGAAGACUAACUUCAGUCAAAUUGGGAGCUAAGAUAAAGUCUGCUUCCCUUCUAUUGGGAACUACUGGAGAGCUUCGUGUUGGAUCUUCUUUAGCAAAUAACACUGUUGAACUAAAUACUUUAAAUGUUGAUGAGCCCACUGAAGUAAAGUGCUUGAAACAAAUAACUCAACCUGGUCACCAGAAAGAACCUCGCUGUGUGGCAAUAAGUUCAGAUAAUCUUGCUAUUUUAUCAGCUUCUGCAGAUUCCAUUAAAUUAUGGAAUAGGCCGAAUCAAACGUGUUUGCGCACUAUCGAUACACCCGGUGGUCGGCCGAUGAGUAUAUGCUUCGCGCCCGGCGAUCGUCACGCCCUAGUGGGCUGCACGGGAGGGGAGUUGCUCGUGGUAGAUGUGGCGGCCGGCCGAGUGCUAGAACAAGUGCCCGCGCACCAGGGAGACUGCGCCUGCGUCGGACUCACGCCCAAUAUGCUGGGUUGUUAUUCUGGCGGCGCAGACAAAACAGUGAAACUGUGGCAGUUUGAAUUGAUAGAAGAUCCAACAGGUGAAUCCAAAGCGAAGGUGUUAUCAUUGCUGCACACUAGAACUUUAGAACUGGAAGAAUCAGUACUGGCUGUUAAAAUAAGUCCCAACAGUAAAUUUAUUGCUGUAGCUCUUCUGGAUUCUACAGUUAAAAUAUUUUUCCUAGACACAUUUAAGUUUUACCUCUCACUCUACGGGCACAAGUUGCCGGUUCUAUGUCUGGACAUAAGCUACGAUUCCAACAUAAUAGCGACCGGUUCCGCUGACCGAAACGUCAAAAUCUGGGGCAUGGACUUCGGUGACUGUCAUAAAUCUAUAUUCGCUCACAAUGAUUCGGUUACUGCACUUCAGUUUGUCCCAGGCACACAUUACUUCUUCACCGCAUCUAAAGAUGGGAAGAUCAAGCAGUGGGAUGCUGAUAGUUACGACAAUAUUAUUACCCUAGAUGGUCACGCCGGGGAGUGUCGGGGCUUGUGCGUGGGCGCGGGCGGGCUUCACGUGACGUCGUGCGGCGCGGACCUCGCGCUGCGAGCGUUCGUACGCACGGACGAGCCGCUCGUGCUCGGCGACACGGACGAGCGCGACGACGGGCUAGCCACCGGCGAUACGCACGUGAGUGAUUGUUGUAGGUUAGGGUCACGCGGGCAGGCUUCACGUGACGUCGUGCGGCGCGGACCUCGCGCUGCGAGCGUUCGUACGCACGGACGAGCCGCUCGUGCUCGGCGACACGGACGAGCGCGACGACGGGCUAGCCACCGGCGAUACGCACGCACCUGUUCCUGGAUUACCUGGAUUAAAUAUGCCUACAAAGAAAACCAUUGGCGCCGAGAAAGCUGCGGAUUCCAUAAUGGAAUGUCUGUCAGUGGGUGCCGAAUACAAACGCGAAUUAACAGAGGCGCGCGGUAAAUACGUCCAACCGCCCUUACUGAUGGCCGCGUACAAUUGUACCACGGCUGAGGACUUCCUUCUAGAGACGAUAAAGAAGAUACGUUCAAGUGAUUUAGAAGAAGCAUUGUUGCUGUUGCCGUUCAGCAUAGCUUGCGACGUGGUCCGCAUGUUGCCGCUCUUACUGGAGCGCGGUUCCGACGUGGAGCUGUUGUGUCGCACUUGCUUCUUCCUUGUGAGAGUGCAUCGCGCACCGCUGCUCGCCAACAAGGCCCUGUUGAAGCACCUCAUACAGAUACAGGCGAAGGCCGCCAUGAGACUGCAAGAGCUCAGGGAUAUGGUCGGUUUCAAUGUGCACGCCCUGCAAUGGAUGAAACGCGAGGCGGAAGCCACGGACAGCGAGCAGUUGUUCAGAGAAGCUAUAGACACACGACGCACGCGUGACCGACGUCGCAAAACGAGGCAAGCCCUCAAACGACCCAUCGUUACGGUCACUUGAUUGUUCUAAUAAAUCAUGUUGUAUAUGCAA